Penaeus vannamei (Pacific white shrimp) is the source of this 798-nucleotide messenger RNA. Lineage: Eukaryota; Metazoa; Arthropoda; Malacostraca; Decapoda; Penaeidae. The record is from RefSeq and is a predicted model, not a curated record.
AUGAGCAACCCUCGCAGGGGCUUCUCAGCGCCGUCCACAGCCGACGAGGCCGCCCGACGUGCACGAGCACGUAUUCCGCUUCCACCGCGCGGACACCUGCAGUCCCCGCUCACGUCAGCGCCCAGAAUAGCCGCGGAGUGCCUAUACUACUCAGUCGAGUACCCUUUCUGGCCUUCCAAUUCUUCCUUCGUGACCAUUCUUACCCCCUUCAUCAGUCAAACCCCAAAACGCGAGAGCAGCUUCCGAAGGGACGUGCAAAGACCCGUAGAAAACGCCGGCAGUCGAUUGUUAUGCCGCCCGCCCGUCCCUCCCCGGCUGAGGCGCCGAUCAACCCCUAAUCACUCCAUGAUUAGACGCGCUUCUGCCUGGGCUAAGGGGAGCAUCAGCCCGGGAGAAGACCCCUGCGGAGGGUUCAACGCAUCCCGGAGUGACAUUCAUGGUUCUGUGCGCCCGAUGCUCCCGCCGGCCGCGACGCGCCCACCACUCGCUCAUGACGCCUCCCCAUUUGGCCGCGACGCCCACGCCCGAGAUCCCAGCAGUCCCUUCCGCGAUUCAGUGCCCCACCCCCAACCUACUCCUCCCACCCCUGCACCACGUCCAUGCACCCCCUCCUUCCGCCCUUCGUGCUUCCUGCCCGGCAGCCACUCCAGCCCCCCCCCUCAAGGCACGGCACUUCAGCCCCUUCCCCGCAAGACCCUCCGUCCCGCACCGCCGCGACCUCCGCCACCCCACACGAGGCCGCAGGCAACCCCCCCUCCAGCAUUCCUUCGGCAGAAACGUCCCGCGCCCCCGCCGUGA